AUGCCCGAGGAAAGGGAGCGAUCGCGCGAUCGCCGCGACCGACGCAGGGACGACUCGCGCGACCGUCGAAGGCGUAGAUCGUACAGCCGCAGCCGCUCGCGCUCGGCGACGCCCCCGCCGCGCCAGCGACGCCGACCCACCGGAUUCAGCGACGCCCCGCCGCCCGGGUUCAGCGGCGCGGAUGGCGCGGUCGGCGGCGCGGGCGUCCCGCCCGGCAUGGGCAUCGGCGGCGCCGACAUCCCGCCCGGUAUGAACGUAUCGGUCGCGGGCGCGCCCUCCGGCUUCUCCGGCCCGCCGCCCGGCUACGCCAACGCCCAUCCGGGCAACUUGGGAUUAAACCCGGUGCCCAACCAACAAGCGACGCGACACGCGCGCAGGGUGUACGUCGGCAACCUCCCCGGGACGGUCACCGAACCCAAGGUGGCGGCGUUCUUCAACAACGCGAUGCACGCCAUCGGCGGCACCGUCGCCGCGCUCCCCGGCGACCCCGUCCUCAACGUGUACAUCAACUACGAGAAGAAGUUUGCCUUUGUCGAGUUUCGCACGGUCGAGGAGACUUCAAACUGCAUGGCGCUCGACGGGGCGGUGUUGGAGGGCAUCGCGAUGCGCGUGCGCAGGCCCAACGACUAUAACGUCAUGGCAGCCUCCAGCCUCGGCCCGUCCCAACCCAAGGACGGGCUCAACCUCGAAGCCAUCGGCCUCAAUCCUGCGGCGGCGGGGGGGGGCGGCGCCGGCGCGGCGAACGCGUCGCUGACCGAGGAGGACCUCCAACACCGGCUCUUCAUCGGCGGACUCCCGUACUUCCUCACCGAAACGAUGGUCAAGGAACUCGUCGAGGCGUUCGGGCCCACGAAGCAGUUCCAGCUCGUGGUGGACAGGGAGACGGGCAACAGCAAGGGGUACGGGUUCUUCGUGUACCAGGACCACUCCGUGACGGACGUGGCGUGCCAGGGCCUGCACGGGAUGAAGAUGGGGGAGAAAUCGCUCACGGUGCAGCGCGCGAUGCAGGGGGGCGCCGGCGCGCCCAAGCCCACCGCCGCGAGCGUUGGUCCCGGACACACGGCGCUGCCGGGCGCGGACGAGGUCGCCGCGCACCUGGCGGGCGCAUCCGGCGCGCCGGCUGGUCUGUCGGUGCCGCCGCCGCCGAGCGAACAUCCCGCGUCGAGGGUGGUCUCGCUGACGGAGAUGCUCGACGUGGAGGAGCUCAGGGACGACGUGGAGUACGGCGAGAUCAUGGAGGACAUGAGGGAGGAGUGCGGGAAGUUCGGGCGGAUCGAGAGCAUCGUCAUCCCGCGGCCCGGCGACGCGGACGGCGCCGCCGUGCCGGGCCUCGGGAAGGUUUUCGUGCGUUACGAGGACGACGCGGGCGCGGCGGCGGCGAGGAACGCGCUGCACGGGCGCAAGUUCGGCGGCAACGUGGUCAAGGCGGACUUCAUCGACGAGACGGUGUUCGCCUCGCGCGCGUUCUAG
This is a messenger RNA of Micromonas commoda, 1470 nucleotides long. Its product is annotated as RNA binding protein. Lineage: Eukaryota; Viridiplantae; Chlorophyta; Mamiellophyceae; Mamiellales; Mamiellaceae. The record is from RefSeq and is a predicted model, not a curated record. Gene Ontology annotation, molecular function: pre-mRNA 3'-splice site binding; poly-pyrimidine tract binding. The transcript has a single exon. Gene Ontology annotation, cellular component: commitment complex; U2AF complex; nuclear speck. The coding region runs from base 1 to 1470 and encodes 489 amino acids. Gene Ontology annotation, biological process: mRNA processing.